AUGGCUAGCACACAGGGUGUCAACGUCCUCCGUUACUCGGCUCUCGUUGCCGGUCUCGUCUACGGUGUUUACCACCAGUCAACCCUCAACUCAGCAGCCAAGCGCGCCGAGAUCGAGCACGAGUACACACGCAAGGAGCGCCUGAUCGAGCAGGCCAAGGCCGAGUGGAAGAAGCGCAGCCAGCCUCAGGAGACCAAGACACAAGCUUCCGACCUGAUCACCGAUUUCGAGAACCCCAAGUUCGAUCUCGAGGCAUUCUUGCAGGCCAAGGCUGCUGAGAACCCUUGA
Molecule: messenger RNA, 288 nt
Organism: Penicillium malachiteum
Lineage: Eukaryota; Fungi; Ascomycota; Eurotiomycetes; Eurotiales; Aspergillaceae
Product: ATP synthase subunit e
Exons: 3
Coding region: 1-288 (95 amino acids)
Biological process (GO): proton motive force-driven ATP synthesis
Molecular function (GO): proton transmembrane transporter activity
Source: RefSeq, a predicted model, not a curated record